Molecule: messenger RNA, 1670 nt
Organism: Capsicum annuum
Lineage: Eukaryota; Viridiplantae; Streptophyta; Magnoliopsida; Solanales; Solanaceae
Product: putative late blight resistance protein homolog R1A-10
Exons: 1
Biological process (GO): defense response to other organism
Molecular function (GO): ADP binding
Source: RefSeq, a predicted model, not a curated record
AAUAUCAUUGACCUCUUGCAUAUUACAGCUUUCAGGUCAUAAUCGCAAAGGCAAACGUGAAUACAAUAGAUAUGGCUCAUGCAAGUGUGGCUUCUCUUAUGAGAACAAUCGAAUCACUCUUGACAUCCAAUUCACCAAUGCAAUCUCUAACCUGUGAUCACAGUGAAGACUUUUCUGCUCUUCAUGAAAAGAUUAGUUCCCUGGAAGUAGUUGUCGAGAACUUUGAGAAAAACAAUGUUUCUGGGGAAAUGACAGAUUUGGAAGUACAGAUGAAAGAAGUUGUAAAUAUUGUUGAACAAACAAUUCAGCUAAGAGUAACUGAAGUUUUUUUGGCAAAUGAUGAAAAUCUGAGAGUAAAGGCAGAAGAGAGGCUUUCUGAUAGCCUGCAACAAGUAGCAGAGGACAUUGAUAGUAUCUGGAAAGAGUCGACAAAUAUUCAAUACAAAGGAAAACAAGUAUCAAAGGAAUCAUUGGUUCAUGAUUUUUCAAGUUCAACAAAUGAUAUUUUUAAGGUUAAGAACAAUAUGGUUGGACGUGAUGAUCAAAGGAAACGGUUGUUAGAAGAUCUGACUAAAAGUUACUAUGAUGAACCCAAAGUCAUCCCAAUUGUCGGGAUGGGAGCCAUAGGUAAAACAACCUUAGCGAACGAAGUAUACAAUCAUGAAUCAAUUCUAUGCCGUUUUGAUGUUCGUGCCUGGGCUACUAUAUCUCAACAACACAACAUAAAGGAAAUUUUGCUGAGUCUUCUGCGAUCGAUGAUCGAAAUGGAUGACACGGUUGAGAUAAAAGGUGAAGCAGAGCUAGCAGAUAUGUUGCAGAAAAGAUUAAAAGGUAAGAGAUAUUUAAUUGUAUUGGAUCACAUGUGGAAAAGUGAAGCAUGGGAUGCCGUGAGACUAUGUUUUCCAAGUGAAAAAAAGGGGAGUGGAAUAUUGUUGACGACCCGUAACACUGAAGUAGCUCGCGAUGCUGGGACAGAGAAUCUUUCUUUGCAGAUGGGCUUCAUGGAUCAACAUGAGAGUUGGAACCUUUUUAAAAUUUCCGCAUUUUCUAAUGAAGCAUUACCAUAUGAGUUUGAGACUAUUGGGAAGCAAAUAGCAGACGAAUGUCACGGGUUACCACUAACUAUUGUUGUGGUUGCUGGACUUGUCAAAUCUAAAAGGGAAAUAGAAGAUUGGAAAAGUGUUGCGAAAGAUGUCAGGUCAUUUGUCACAAAUGAUCCUGAUGAACGACAUUCACGUGUGCUUAGGUUGAGUUACAAUCACUUGACUAGAGAUCUAAAGACUUGUCUACUGCAUUUUGGAAUUUUUCCAGAAGACAGUGAGAUACCAGUGAAGAAUUUGAUGAGAUCAUGGAUGGCUGAGGGGUUCCUAAAGUUGGAAAAUGAUUUGGAAGGAGAGGCCGAGAAGUGUUUGCAAGAGCUUGUCGAUAGAUGUCUAGUCCUCGUCUGCAAGAAAAGUCUAGAUGGAACAAAAAUUAGAUCAUGUAAAGUUCAUGAUCUAAUAUAUGACCUGUGCUUGAGAGAAGUUCAAAGGGGAAAUGUUUUUAUCAUGAACGACAUUUUCCUUGACGUAUCAGAUUCAGAAUGUCGAUAUCUCAGUAUGAAAAAAAUGCAACCCUUUAAACGCGUAACUAGUGAUGAAAUUUAUUAUUGUUCCUUUGGUCUUUAUAGA